Marasmius oreades (fairy-ring Marasmius) is the source of this 957-nucleotide messenger RNA. RefSeq lists its product as uncharacterized. The transcript has 4 exons. The coding region runs from base 1 to 957 and encodes 318 amino acids. NCBI's taxonomy places the organism in Eukaryota, Fungi, Basidiomycota, Agaricomycetes, Agaricales, Marasmiaceae. The record is from RefSeq and is a predicted model, not a curated record.
AUGUUGACUAUUGGUCAUACCAUAGGACCAACUAUGGGUGGACUUCUAUCGGAACCUGCAAAGCGCUGGCCUAAAAUAUUCGGCAAUGCAUUCUUCACUGAAAACCCAUACUUCCUCGCAUGUGCAGCCGCUUCAGUACUCGCAUUUACCGCAUUCGUGCUCUCUUUCUUCUUUCUAAACGAGACUCUCAAAACCCACGUAAACAUCAAUCCCAACCGUGAACCAUCCGAAGAUGAACCACUCCUCGACCACCAAAAUACGCCAGAUCAGCAAAAGAAAGCACCUCCCUCCCUCUACGCCAUCGUCACUUCCAACCCUCCUCUCCGCCGGUGCCUCGUCAGCCACGCCUUCCACGCCUUCACCAACAUGUCUUAUCUAGUUCUCGUCCCUCUCAUAUACUCCACCUCCAUCUCCAACGGCGGCUUUGGAUUAUCACCUUACCAAAUCGGCGUCGUCCUAGGAACAUUCGGCGUAUGUAACGCUGUCCUUCAACUUUUCGUCUGGAAGCCAAUGCUAAAACACAUCGGACCGAAAGAGAUGUUUAUCCUGUCGUAUACAUUUCAUAUGAUCAGAGUUAUCUUAAUGAUGCUUGCUAGAAUUGCAGCAGCUAGAGCGGGGAAGGUAGAUUGGUUCGUUUGGGCGUUGAUUGCUAUCCAGAUGGCGGUGUCUACGUUGGCUGCUACCACAUAUAAUUGUAUAUCAAUGCUGAUCGUGAAAGCGUCUCCGCAAGACGUGCUUGGGACCGUUAACGGCAUUCAACAGAUGAUCUCGUCUGGUCUACGAGGACUGGCACCGACCGUUGCUUCCUCUCUUUUCGCUGCCUCCUUGGCCCUCGACUGGCGGCUUUCCGGAAGUGUUGGCGGUAUAUGCAGAUACCUCGUCGAUGUAUUGCAGAUCUUCCUGAUUGGAUUCGGUGUUUGGUAUUCGUUGAGGCUUCCGCAAUACCGACUCAUUUAG